GCCUGCCUCCAUGCACCCUCCUCUGUUCGAAAGGCACCCCCGGGAGCCCCCACCUGCCCCAGGGAGGCUGAGAGCCAAGCUGAGGAGUUGGGCUCUGGGAGUGGGAAGGCAGUGGCCUCCACUCCGCUUGUGUUCUUGGCCUAAGGGGUCACCCAGGUCCCCAGGCCCAUGGAAUCCCAAGCCCCUGGCUAGGCCACACAGAGACCCUGAGCAGCAGGCUGGAGCCGCGGCUUGUCUAGUUGCCCCCUGAGCCGGGCUGCGGAGAGCUGGAAGCGGACGAGGGCAGGGCUGCUGCCCGUGUCUCUUCCUCCACAGGCACUCGGGCCUCUGCCUGGGAGGAGCCGCAAGCCCCAGGCUGACCUUGUCUGGCCUUGGCCCUGCUCCCUGUCCCUGACCCCACAGGGUCCCAGAAUGCAGGGCACGGGUUCUCAUGCUUCCAGAGGGGCAGUGCCACAGCCAGAGUAUGAGGGUGGCCCCACCCAGCCUUUUCCUCCUGCCAACGCCUGCGCUGACUCACAGCUGACCUCCUAGCUGCCCGGGUGAGGGGCUGGUGCCCCAGAGUGCAGCCGCCGCCAGAGGCGGCUAUAAAAGCACGCUGGCCCGGGCCCCAGCAUCUUCCUUGGUCGUCAAGGUCGCUGCGCCAUGCUGGGAGGCCUGGGGAAGCUUGCUGCUGAGGGCUUGGCCCACCGCACUGAGAAGGCCACCGAGGAAGCCGUUCAUGCCGUGGAGGGGGUAGUGAAGGAGGUGGUGGAGCACGCCAAGGAGGCUGGAGAGAAAGCCAUUGCCGAAGCCUUCAAGAAGGCCCAGGAGAGAGGGGACAAAGUGGUAAAGGAAGUCACUGAGACUGUGACCCACACAGUCACAAAUGCUGUCACCCAUGCAGCGGAAGGCCUGGGUAACCUGGGACAGUGACCACGCCCGAGACUCUUCCUGAAUCUCAAUAAAGGACUGUGAAAUGUG
Messenger RNA from Myotis lucifugus (little brown bat), 960 nucleotides. It is a transcript of the gene FAM25A, whose product is annotated as family with sequence similarity 25 member A. NCBI's taxonomy places the organism in Eukaryota, Metazoa, Chordata, Mammalia, Chiroptera, Vespertilionidae. Bases 643 to 912 code for a protein of 89 amino acids. The record is from RefSeq and is a predicted model, not a curated record. The transcript is spliced from 3 exons.